AUGGUUUGUGGAGAUUGCGAAAAGAAGUUGGGGAAAAUUGUUGGCGUGGAUCCGUAUCGAAACAAGAAAGUCAAUCGGAAUGCGGACGGAACUGGUCCCAAGACAAUGACUACUAAGAAUCGGCUGAUUGGAGUUCAGAAAAAAGCUACAAUCGUUGGUGCCAAAUGCAAACUUUGCAAAAUGCUGAUUCAUCAGCCAGGAAGUCACUACUGCUCCACGUGCGCAUACCAGAAGGGAAUUUGUGCAAUGUGUGGAAAAAAGAUUCUCAACACAAAAGGUCUUCGCCAAAGCAUCACAUAA
Molecule: messenger RNA, 300 nt
Organism: Caenorhabditis briggsae
Lineage: Eukaryota; Metazoa; Nematoda; Chromadorea; Rhabditida; Rhabditidae
Exons: 3
Coding region: 1-300 (99 amino acids)
Biological process (GO): cytoplasmic microtubule organization
Cellular component (GO): dendrite
Molecular function (GO): microtubule binding; PDZ domain binding
Source: RefSeq, a predicted model, not a curated record